UUUGUGACCAGCUCUGGACAGAUGAACUCUGUCUCUGUUCUGCUCCACAGACAGGUUGAGGAGAUUGUUUUUCCCCCAGACCAUAAUACUCUACAAUGCCUCGACGUGCGCGUGCACCGCCCUAUCCGCUUUUUCUCGGGGCCGCGCCUCAUUUUCAGUGCAGUGGACGCGCACCGAGGCGCGCCGCCGUUCCCCUGCUGCUUGUUCAGUCUGUGCAGACAUGGCUGCGCUCAGCAAAUUGCCGCACAACUGCUACGAGAUCGGUCACACUUGGAGCCCGUCGUGUGUGCAGUCUGCCGCGGAUGUGACCAGGAGUGCCCUGGAGGUGUCCUUCAAAAUAUACGCCCCUCUGUACCUGAUAGCAGCAAUCCUGAGAAGAAGGAAGAAGGAUUACUAUUUAAAAAGGUUUCUCCCUGAGAUCCUGUGGUCUACCUCUUUCCUCACUACUAAUGGAGGUCUCUACAUUGUUUUCUUCUGCAUCCUCAGGAAACUUUUGGGAGGCUUCUAUUCCUGGUCUGUUGGGUUUGGCUCAGCCCUGCCUGCCUCCUAUAUUGCCAUCCUCCUGGAGCGCAAGAGCAGGAGAGGCCUGCUAACGAUAUACAUGGCAAAUCUUGCCACUGAGACUUUGUUCCGCAUGGCCGUGACACGAGGCAUCGUAAAACCCAUCAGACAUGGCGAGGUUCUCUUGUUCUGCACAACUGCAUCACUCUAUAUGUUCUUCUUCAGGAGUAAAGAUGGCCUCAAAGGUUUCGCAUUCUCUGCAUUAAAGUUCAUUAUUGGGAAAGAAGAGAUUCCGAGUCACUCUGCCAUAGCAGACCAUGCCGGCACGAGCCCCCCUGAGAGGACAGCUGCUAUAGAGACUGAGGAUUCACAGGCAUCAGCAGAAAGGCCUGUCUCUAGGAGGAAAACUCUGCUAGCGUACGUCAGGGAACUGCUGGAAUCAAUAUGCAAAAAGGGUCCAAGACACAGAUGUUGUAAACACUAUCAAGACAACUGCAUUUCCUAUUGUGUAAAAGGCUUUGUGAGGAUGUUCAGUGUCGGCUAUCUCAUUCAGUGUUGUCUUAAAGUGCCCUCGGCCUUCAGGCAGAUGUUCUCUAAACCCUCGCGGCUCCCCUCCCUCUUCUACAACAAAGAGAACUUCCAGCUCGGGGCCUUUCUCGGCUCUUUCGUCAGUAUCUAUAAGGGAACAAGCUGUUUGUUGCGCUGGCUGCGUAACAUCGACGAUGAACUCCACGCCCUGAUAGCUGGCUUCCUGGCUGGUAUCUCAAUGUUCUUCUACAAAAGCACAACAAUAUCCAUGUAUCUCUUCUCUAAGCUGGUGGAGACCAUGUACUUCAAGGGCAUCGAGUCCGGCCACUUCCCUUACUUUCCCCAUGCAGACACCAUCAUAUACGCCAUCUCCACUGCUAUCUGUUUCCAAGCUGCUGUGAUGGAAGUGCAGAACCUCAGGCCUUCGUACUGGAAGUUCCUGCUGCGUUUAACUAAGGGCAGGUUUGCUCUGAUGAACCGACAGGUGCUAGAUGUGUUCGGGACCGAGGCCUCGAGGAACUUCAAAGGCUUCGUUCCCAAACUGGACCCCCACUACACCACAGUGCCCUGCCAAACUCUGCUUCCACCAGGAGGUGACAUCCAGCUCGGAUGAUUGUGACCAGGGGCCUUGACUUGUGGACUCGGGGUUUUAGGGGUUACCUCAGCAGGAAACGGGACAGCCCGGCUGUACCUUCUGCUUAAUUUAAGGAUUCUGCUGGAAGUGGUGUUGCUUUGUGAAGAGAUGGGGUGAUAUAUUCGGGGGUAAUCUAUUCAAAGCAGGGUGUCAGUGGUGGAGUCGCACUAGCACACUUGAGGUCUGAGCACUUACUGCAAACUGAAAACAAAAUGAAAGGCAUCAUUUCAUUGAGAAUACAUUAUCUUUUGUUAAAAUUGACACGUUUAAGUCCCAAAAUGAAAAAUUGAAAUAUUGCAAAGUAAACACUAAAGCUACACAAUCUUUAGUCCCAUUUUGCCAGCAUUUGUCAGUUUGUAACUGGGAGCAGCUGGGUCAACUCAUUCAAAUUAAAAAAAAAAAAAAAAAAAAGUUUUUGAAAAUACAUUGAAUUUUGCUUAGGACACAUUCCUGUCAUUUAAUUAUAUUCUUUGUUUUGUCAACUUGUUGAUUGACUGAACCCAUUUUUUUUAUUUUUUUUAUUUGAAUGGUUGAGUUCAAAACUCACUAAUCGUGGGAUGAACACAGUGAUGCUUGACUUAAGAGCAGAAGAAAUUUGACAUUAUUUCUCUCUGAUCUUUUCUGUUUCGUUUUGUUUUUUUUUCUUCCAAAUAUAUGGAUGCAACUGAGGAGGACAUAUACAAGUAUGCUGUCUUAUCCAAUAUUUUGUAGCAAUGGGAUAUGUGUUGGGAUGGAAAACAAUGAAGAUGGAAAGUACUAAUUUCAGUCAAAUAUUGAAAACAAGUAAAUAUGGUCAGAUUUUCCUUAGAUUUGUAGAGUUUAUUGUAAUUAAACUCGGUUUCAGUGAAGUGAGUCACCUUUAUAGAUUCAUAGAGGUUAGAAGUAUGAAGGACCAAGUUGUUUGUGAUCAAAAUUACAAAAACAAAUCUAUAUAGAUCUUUAUCACAAGUCUGAAACUGUAAAGUAAUUCAUUCAUUCGUGUUUAUUAGUAAAUCUUUUAAGGUGGCAGUAGCCUGAUUGAUUACAGAUUGUCGAUAAAAGUCUUUCUUCCUCGUGAUUUCAGAAACAAAUUUAGUUUAUUUCAAAUCUGUGAAAGGUUUAUGUUAUGUAAGAAGCAUAGACAUAUGUUGCACUGCAGUCUGAAGAGAUUAUUUGGGGAGGGACCUUUGAUGAUGCAGUGACAUUGGGAGGGAACAGUUUUUCCACAGUGUCUGAAUUUUGCUGUGCAAACUGUUGGAGCCAUCUGUCUGGCUUUGUUUCAAAUAGUUAGUUUACACACAUUUUUAAGUCAUAGUCGGGCCCAGACAAUUUAAAUAUGUGCUUGUUUCACAUACAGAUAUAUAUAAUACACUUUUUUUUUUGGUGUUGGUACUUUUACCAACACUUUCUGAAGAUUCCAAGGUGAGUCCUGUCACUUAAGAUUCACAUCGAUAGGAACAAUAUUUACUGGAGAAUUCAGUUCUACAUUGAAUCUUGACGUUACUGUGACCUGUGAAUAAAAUGCACACCGCACAGUUUGUCUUUGUUUUUGACUUUUUUGUUUUGUUGGUGAAGGAAAAGGAUCUCUGCUAAAUACAUUCUGAGUUUUAAAUCUUUAGUCUGAAAAGUGAGUAUUUCAUUAAGAAUUAACAAUCACACGAGCUACUGAUGUGUUUCAAGGAAAAUAAUUCACAACCACUUUGGUACAGGAACUUACAGAUGUAAAGUCAUUACAUCCGCCUGUGCACACCUUGUAUGACAGUUAUUUGAACUGCCAGUUCUUUCAUCCAGCUUUAGACACACCUGACCUCCGUAGCAGAAGCUAUGAUUGUAAAAAAAAAAUACAAAAUUGAUGUUGAAAGAGGUAAUAUAUUAUCUAAAUCUGUCGUAGAAAUGUAAUGCAACAGUGUUUUUGAUCGUGUAAUAGGGGUGUAUAUUAAAACAUUUUUAAAUCAA
Messenger RNA from Mugil cephalus (flathead mullet), 3598 nucleotides. It is a transcript of the gene tmem135, whose product is annotated as transmembrane protein 135. The record is from RefSeq and is a predicted model, not a curated record. Lineage: Eukaryota; Metazoa; Chordata; Actinopteri; Mugiliformes; Mugilidae. The coding region runs from base 221 to 1642 and encodes 473 amino acids. The transcript is spliced from 16 exons.